This is a messenger RNA of Fusarium musae, 2229 nucleotides long. RefSeq lists its product as uncharacterized. Gene Ontology annotation, molecular function: protein binding. The record is from RefSeq and is a predicted model, not a curated record. Bases 1 to 2229 code for a protein of 742 amino acids. The transcript has 4 exons. NCBI's taxonomy places the organism in Eukaryota, Fungi, Ascomycota, Sordariomycetes, Hypocreales, Nectriaceae.
AUGGCCGCUGCCGCCGCUGGCCCUGCCUCUCGGCAGAGUCCUGCAACCGCCGACGAGCAGGAAGAUUCUCGAUCGUCAUCCUCGUCAACUUCCCCCGCGCCCGCCGAUAACGAAGAGUCCGAUUUCUUUCUUGGAGCCAACGACUCCCAGUCAAGCAUCGGAGUCCCCAACUUUCAAGAUAUGCAGGUGGAAGAUGCUUGCCAACCGCCCGUCCAUCGGUUGCCCAACGAGAUCCUCAUCAGCGUGUUUGCCAAAUUGAGUUCCACCUCCGAUCUGUUCCACUGCAUGCUGGUUUGCAAACGCUGGGCUAGAAACACAGUCGAUCAACUCUGGCAUCGACCAGCGUGCACGAGUUGGAAGAACCACGGCAGCAUUUGCCAAACGUUGCAGCUCGACAGCCCGUCUUUCAGAUAUCGCGACUUUAUCAAGAGACUAAACCUCGCCGCCCUUGCUGACAAAAUCAGCGAUGGCAGUGUUAUGCCCCUCGCAGUCUGCAGUCGGGUGGAACGUCUGACACUUACGAACUGUCGCAACCUCACCGAUUCCGGACUUAUCGCCCUUGUGGAGAAUAGCACCUCGCUGCUGGCACUCGACAUCUCCAACGACAAGAACAUUACCGAGCAGUCUAUCAACACGAUCGCCAAGAACUGCAGUCGCCUUCAAGGACUCAACAUUUCUGGCUGCGAGAAUGUCUCCAACGAGAGCAUGAUCAACUUGGCAACAAGCUGUCGCUAUAUUAAGAGACUGAAGUUGAAUGAAUGUAGCCAGCUCCAAGACGACGCUAUCCAUGCCUUCGCCGAAAACUGUCCCAACAUCCUCGAGAUCGACCUCCACCAGUGCAAUCGCAUUGGUAACGGCCCUAUAACUUCUCUUAUGGUCAAGGGCAACUGUCUCCGAGAGCUACGACUUGCAAGCUGCGAACUAAUCGACGACGAUGCUUUUCUGUCUCUACCCUCUGGACGACUAUUUGAACAUCUCCGCAUUCUCGACCUCACAUCCUGCGUGCGUUUGACAGACGCUGCUGUCCAGAAGAUUAUUGAUGUCGCACCUCGCCUUCGCAACCUUGUUCUUGCCAAGUGCCGAAACAUCACUGAUGUAGCCGUUCAUGCUAUCUCGAAGCUUGGUAAGAACCUGCAUUACGUGCAUCUGGGUCACUGUGGCAAUAUCACCGACGAAGGUGUCAAGAGAUUAGUACAGAACUGCAACCGCAUUCGAUACAUCGAUCUGGGCUGCUGUGUCAACUUGACAGAUGAGAGUGUGAAGCGCCUUGCUCUGUUGCCCAAGCUGAAGCGUAUUGGGCUUGUGAAAUGUAGCUCCAUCACCGAUGACUCAGUCUUUCAUCUUGCUGAAGCCGCAUUCCGCCCCAGAGUACGACGAGAUGCCAGUGGCAUGCUCGUUGGCAACGAGUACUACGCCUCGAGUCUCGAGCGUGUUCAUCUGAGCUACUGUGUCAACCUUACCCUCAAGAGUAUCAUGAAGUUGCUCAACUCAUGCCCUCGAUUGACCCACUUGAGUUUGACUGGAGUUGCUGCUUUCCAGCGUGACGACUUCCAGCCAUACUGUAGACAAGCACCCCCGGAAUUCACCCAACACCAGCGAGAUGUGUUUUGCGUCUUUUCCGGCGCCAUGGUAUCCAAAUUCCGUGAUUUCCUCAACACUUCACCACAAUUCGAGGACCUUUGGGAUAUGCACAGCUGGAACCGAACAGCAGUCUACCCCGGACAACGGCAACGUGCUUCCGUAAUGCAGCCAACAGCCAAUGCCGGAGAUGGAGCCGACGAUGAGAUGGUUGACGAUGACAAUGAUUUCGAGGGUCUGGACGGCAGCGAGAUGGUCGUGGAUGCACAGGCACAGAAUCCGGUCAACGGCAACGGAACGAUAAAUCCCAACUCUCUUAUGAAUCACGGAUUUCAACAAGCUAUUCCCAUACCGCCUCCACCUCCUAGCAUCCCAACAGGUCAGCUCCCUCCAUUCUUUCCGACGUUCGCCCGCUUCCUGCCUUCAUCGUCACUCAUACGACAGGAACCAGGAUUGCUUGAGCCAUAUUUUAAUCAGAGCAGAAUUAACAACCUACUAGAAGGCGGAUCGUCACAGCAUACCACUAGCCAAGCCAGCGCAGCACCUCUUGGACACGGGCAUCCAGGGAACGGGGAAUCCGCGACCGGCGCAAGCACUGCGACUAUCCACCGACCCCAAGAGAACGGUGACCAAUCUGACGCCAUGAAUUGA